UUUCAUCUUAAACGGUGGGAGGCAAUGUUCGACAUCUGCUUCCCCCAGAAUUGCAAAAUAAUCUCAAUAAUAAUAAUAAGGAGAUUGUAAACAUGUGUAAAAUAUAUUUCCUUGCUGGUACUUAUCAGACAAAAUCUUGUGCCAAUCUAAAUUAAAUAGAGUAAUAAAAAAUAAACUCUGAAGUUUGUGAAUAGCUUUUGCAUUAUGCUUCCCUGUCAGAGAUCAAGUUCAGUGUUGCAAAUCAUACUCGAGCAUCCAAGCGCAAGUUUCAUCCCAGGAGAAAGCAUUGUCGGAGAAGUUGUACUUAAUAAUAAAAACCCGACAGAAUUUAAAAGUAUCCGAAUCCGUUUUUAUGGACGGGCAAAAGUAGAAUGGUCCGAAAUCCGACAAACCGGUUACAGAAUACCGAAUACCCAUCAUUUCACUGGCGAAGAAGUUUAUUUCACCGAAGAUCUGGCUCUCAUCGGUAAUGGAGCCGAUACAACAAGUCUUCCUCCAGGAACUUGGAGAUAUCCCUUCGCCUACAAACUUCCUCAUGGGAUCCCUUCAUCAUUCUCCCAUCACGUUGGCACUGUCUCGUACAUGAUGCAAGCUAUAAUGAAGGGCUCUUGGUGUCAAUCACAAACCAAUGCAAUUAAGGAGUUUAAAGUUGAUGGGAGGCUUAACCUUUCGAUGGACAAAAUCGAAAAUUUAAGAAAACCUUUAGAAAUUGAAAAGGAGAAAAUAAUUUAUGACAUGUUCUGUCGUCCUGGAAAAAUCAUGGUUGGCAUUAAACUGGAUCGGAGUGGAUUCGUUUCCGGGGAUUACAUAAAUUUCCAGGUGUAUCAGAAAAACCACUUGAAACAAAAUCUUAACCCCUUAAAAAUUCGAUUACUUCAAGUAAUCGAAUUCAAGGGGACUGAUGGUACCAGGAAGGAAAGCAAUACAAUUGUGAAAGUUGAAGGGCCCAAACUUUUAGGAAAUGGCGAGAAAAAGUGGGAGAUGACCAACAAAAUGAAAAUUCCUGAAUCAAUUCCAUAUAGCGGGUUGGGAGGAUGCAAGAUUAUUGAUGUUCAGUACAUAUUGGAGAUUAAACUGGAACUUUUCAUGGAAGCAUUUCGCCAAAUAAUACCAUUGAUGAUAGGUUACCAAUAAUAUGACGAUUAUACCAACAAAGUGUGAAAGUGAUGCUUCGAAUCAUUUACUUUGACAUCUUUGGCAAAAUUUAAAAACCUUCAUAUGCUCGAGUCAUUUAAAAAUAUAUUCAUGUACGUACGUAUAUAUUUUGUCUUUACUAAAUCCUGAUUUUUUCUAAUCUAACUCGUCACGAAUCGAAAACAAAGAAUGAUGCAUACAUCGAAAUCUGUUUGACAUGGAAUUUUUGUAUUUUCCUAUAACAGUAAAAUAACAUUCUUUAAGAAGUAUGUACUUAUCUAUUUAGCUGCUGGUUUAGGCAUUUGGAAAGUUAGUUUUACACGCACCCAUUAGUUAAAUUGGCAGGUGGAGAUUCCCACCCACUUCAGAGUAGACGAUGGUCUUCUGAGGAACAGACCAGUAAAAUUACUUCAAUACGACGGC
Messenger RNA from Folsomia candida, 1557 nucleotides. Its product is annotated as arrestin domain-containing protein 17-like. Gene Ontology annotation, cellular component: cytoplasm. Lineage: Eukaryota; Metazoa; Arthropoda; Collembola; Entomobryomorpha; Isotomidae. The record is from RefSeq and is a predicted model, not a curated record. Bases 205 to 1134 code for a protein of 309 amino acids. The transcript is spliced from 4 exons. Gene Ontology annotation, biological process: protein transport.